Messenger RNA from Penicillium cinerascens, 1548 nucleotides. Its product is annotated as GABA permease GabA. The record is from RefSeq and is a predicted model, not a curated record. Gene Ontology annotation, molecular function: transmembrane transporter activity. The transcript is spliced from 13 exons. Gene Ontology annotation, cellular component: membrane. NCBI's taxonomy places the organism in Eukaryota, Fungi, Ascomycota, Eurotiomycetes, Eurotiales, Aspergillaceae. The coding region runs from base 1 to 1548 and encodes 515 amino acids. Gene Ontology annotation, biological process: transmembrane transport; amino acid transport.
AUGGAGAAGAGUUUUGAGGAUGAUGCGCAGUUGGCCCAGAUGGGCCACAAGUCAGAGCUGAAACGCCAUUACUCUUUGUUGUCUAUGCUUGGUCUUGCAUUUGCUAUUCUGAAUUCAUGGACAGCUUUGUCUGCGAGUUUAUCCCUCAGUUUGCCUUCCGGAGGCCCGGCAAGUGUUGUUUGGGGCUUGGUGACUGCUGGUAUUUGUAGUAUGUGCAUGGCAGCCUCGCUGGCCGAGUUCCUAUCUGCGUACCCUACUGCUGGAGGUCAAUACCACUGGGUUGCUGUCAUUUCUUGGGAGAAAUGGAUUCCCAUUCUAUCUUGGAUCACUGGCUGGGUGAACUGCUCAGGUUGGGUUGCCCUGGUGGCAACCGGUGGUUUGCUUGGUAGCCAGCUGGUUCUGGGCUGUAUUUCUCUGAUGAACCCCAGCUACGACCCCCAGCGCUGGCACCAAUUUUUGAUUUACGUCGCCUACAACGUUGCUGCAUUCCUCAUCAACGCGUUCGGAAACAGCAUUCUGCCCUACUUCAACAAGGCUGCCUUCACCUGGUCUCUGACCGGAUUUGCCGUUAUCUGCAUUACGGUCCUCGCCUGUUCCUCCGGCAACUACAACUCCGGGGACUUUGUUUUCCGCGACUUUAUCAACGAGACAGGCUGGCCCGAUGGCAUUGCCUGGUUGCUUGGACUUCUGCAGGGUGGUCUAGGCGUUACUGGAUUUGACGGCGUUGCCCAUAUGAUCGAAGAAAUCCCGAACGCUUCCGUCGAGGGACCCAAGAUCAUGAUUGCCUGCGUUGCAAUUGGUACCAUCACUGGUGUCAUUUUCCUGGUUGUGCUUCUGUUUGUGGCCGGUGAAAUUGAUCCAAUUAUUAAUUCGGCAGCUGGUCCACUCUUGGCGAUCCUGAAGAAUGCCACUCAGAACAACGCCGGUGCUAUCUGCCUGCUCAUCUUCCCCCUUGUGUGCAUGCUGUUUGCUACCACGGCUAUCAUGACCACAAGCAGUCGCAUGUGCUAUGCCUUUGCCCGAGACGGCGGUCUGCCUUUCUCGUCCUAUUUCUCCCAGAUUCAUUCCAAGCUGAAGGUUCCCCUGCACUCGCUGUAUCUCAACUUGGCACUGGUCAUCAUCUUCGGAUUGAUCUUCCUUGGAUCUUCCAGCGCUUUCAACGCCAUUGUUUCCGCGUCGGUUGUCCUGCUGGAUCUUUCCUAUGGUAUGCCCAUCGCUAUCAACUUGUGCCGUGGACGUAGCACCCUUCCCGAGCGUGCCUUCGUCCUGCCCAACGUCGUUGGCUACAUCCUUAACAUCAUUUCCGUCGUGUACAUUAUCCUUACCACCGUCCUCUUCCUCUUCCCUCCGGAUCUUCCUGCCACUGGCAGCAACAUGAACUACUGUGUUGCCGCCUUUGCCAUUGUUGUCAUCAUUUCCUCGAUCACAUGGUUCGCGGACGGACGCAAGAAUUACGUCGGUCCCCGAAUCGAGGUGGAGUUUUUAGCCGGACAGGCUGGCACUCAAUCCGAAAAUCCGGUUGCUGCCGUAGAACAUUACAAGGCUUAA